This is a messenger RNA of Lachnellula hyalina, 1317 nucleotides long. RefSeq names its product RNA polymerase-associated protein (gene Leo1). Gene Ontology annotation, cellular component: nucleus; Cdc73/Paf1 complex. The transcript has 2 exons. NCBI's taxonomy places the organism in Eukaryota, Fungi, Ascomycota, Leotiomycetes, Helotiales, Lachnaceae. Bases 1 to 1317 code for a protein of 438 amino acids. Gene Ontology annotation, molecular function: RNA polymerase II C-terminal domain phosphoserine binding. Gene Ontology annotation, biological process: positive regulation of transcription elongation by RNA polymerase II; transcription elongation by RNA polymerase II. The record is from RefSeq and is a predicted model, not a curated record.
AUGUCUUCCUCAGACGAAGAACCCAUAAAUACUGAGCCAGAGCUCCAAGAUGACCUAUUUGGGGAUGACGACGACGAGCCCGCGGUGGAAAAGCCUCUCGAAUUGAGUGACGAGGAGCUCGACUCUGGAGACGACGAGAAUAGAGAAGAUAGGGCGCAGAAGGACGAAGCUCGAUACAAGGCGUCAGAUGAUCAAGAGCAGCUUCGGAUUGAGGAGAAGACUUUAUGGAGGCAUCCUCUUCCGAAGCCUCUUGAUGGAGAGUUCAAUACCUUACGCCUGCCUAACUUUCUUGGCAUAGAGCCUCGAGCCUAUAUCCCGGAAACCUUCACUAUUCCAACAUCUGACCAUCACUCAGAGACCCGAUCUGCGAAUUUCUCUGCCAAUGCUACAUCAGCUUCCACUAUGCGCUACCGGAAAGAUGGAUCUACGGGAGAGCUGGAAAGCAACACCGUUGUGUAUCGAUGGAGCGAUGGUAGCACUACAGUUGGGGUAGGAGACCAACACUACGAGUUAUCAACCAAGCCGAUGGCUCCACCAAGAGACAACAAAAUCUAUCAAGAAGUGAUGGAUUCACAUUCAUAUGUAGCAUCGCCUUCUGUGUCAGCCCAAGUGCUGGUAUUAUUUGGCCACAUGACCAAUCAAUAUACGGUCAAGCCUAACAAAGAUAUCGAAGAUGAUGCUUUGGAGAAGCUACAGAGAAGUUUGGCAGCAGCUGCCCGGGGCAACCACAAUCGAGACGAGAAAAAUGGGCCCGAAGUGAUCACCAAUACACAAGAUCCCGAGCUACAGAAAAAGCAGGCUGAGAUGGCCGAGAAGGAACGGAUGAGAGCCCAACGCCGGCGUGAAACUGCCGCGGAAAAAGCAUCGAUUUCGGGUCGUGGUCGUGCUGGUGGUUUGACGGUGGAUGACCUAGAAGGUCGCAGUGGCAGAAGAGCCCCCGCUGGUCGUAAAUCAGCGGGUGUCAAGAGACCGAGACACCGCCCAGAUUACGAUUCAGACGACGAUCUUCCGCGUGGUCGGGGCAGAGAGGACGAAUAUGACAAGGAAGACGAUUUCUUGGCUGACAGCGACGAGGAACUUGAGGAUGGACCCGAGGGCGACGACGACGAGGAAGAAGAAAUACUUGAUGACAGUGAUGAACCCAAGGCGAAGAAGCAAAAGCCAUCAAGGCACGAGGACAUAAGUGAUGCAGACGCCGAUGCGGAGGCUGAUCUGGAUGAUGAUGAAGCCCCUGCGGCUCCAGUAGCGAUUGAGGGCCCGGCAGGCAGAGGCAGAAAACGGAAUGUUAUCGAGGACGAUGAGGAUGAAGAUGAAUAG